This is a messenger RNA of Paramuricea clavata, 825 nucleotides long. The record is from the annotation of a GenBank genome assembly. NCBI's taxonomy places the organism in Eukaryota, Metazoa, Cnidaria, Anthozoa, Malacalcyonacea, Plexauridae.
AUGGCAGAAGGCGCAGCAGAACCACCAGAAAGGUCGCAAUGGCUCGUUAAUCUUGGAAGGGUAACGUUAUUGCUGCUUUACGUGUUGCAAGUUUGUCUUUUCGUUUCGUUUUUGGUGAAAUAUUUGCACCACCGUGCAUACGUAGCGUGGUUUCUGUUGUUUAUACCAGCAGUUGUUUUGUUCGGGUACUUCCUUAAAGGCGCGAGAUCGUAUGCAGCCGACGACAAGGCUAUUCGACGCGUUUGGAUUACCUGGGGAGCAUACAUCGUCGCUUAUGUCGCCACCGUUGCCAUGAUUUUUGCCACAUUCGCACACGACGUUACUAAAAGUGACAUUCUUGGUAUCAACACACUGGUAGGCACUCUAUGUUUGACUCCAGUAUUGCUAAUCCUCCUGUUACAGCUCACGAUUUCCCCAUCCUACCAGAAGUCUGUCUUACGUACCUCCAUAUUCGCCGUGUUGAACCUCUUCGACGGCAUCAAAAUGUUGGAAAUAUUUCUGGCGCAAAACGAAGCGGAUUUCGAUCUGAACAUGGCAACGGAAAUAUCCAUUCUCGUCUUUGCCUGCAUUUGUUUCAUUCUCUCGCCUUUUGGACUGGUUCGAAAUAAGUUCAUGGCUGAUGGCACAGUGAAAGCUAGAAAGGAAACGUCCGCCAGUCUCGUUCAGCUGGAAAUUUUCUUGAUUAACCUCCCGUUUUUGGUUUUACGUGCCAUAAUUUGGCGUAAGUACGAAGCUGCUAUCUUUAUGGUAAAGAAUAUUCUCGCUUUAGUCAUUGGCGUAAUUGAGUACUUAGGCCGCAGAGGGAUGUUGAAAUGCGGCGCGUGA